UUUGUUUCGUUGGACAGUUGCUGUGCUGCGGUUCGGUUGAACAGAGUUUGACUGUAGUCUGUAGUCUUAUCAGUCGUCUGCCUGGCUGUUAUUCUGCUGCCUGCUGACAGUCAGUAGUAGCCGUUGAAUCGCAUGCCACUGUCUGAAUGCAAACGGAGUAACUUUAAGUUAGCCUCACAACCAAACUGACAACUUUAGAAGUGAAAUACAAACUUUAAUAGUUGCACGUCUCAAUGGACACUGUUCAGAAACUGGUGUCUGGAUUUGCUCUGGACCUGGGACCACUGAAAGAACCUCUUGGAUUUAUUCGUGUCCUAGAAUGGGUCUUCACCAUCUUUGCCUUCGCCACCACUGGAGGUUACACAGGGAAAACCCACUUAACAGUGAAAUGUCCUGACAAGGAGCCACAGCCUAUAAGUCCUGUGUUUGCAUACCCAUUCAGGUUGUCAGCGUACCCAUACCAAAUGCCAACGUGUAAUGGCAGUCAAACCAAUGAGACCUUCCUGCAGGGCGACUUCUCCUCCUCAGCAGAGUUCUUUGUGUGUGUGGGUGUGUUUGGGUUCCUCUAUUGCACCGCCACACUGAUCCUCUACUUGGGCUACCAGAACGUCUACCGCCAGACCUCCCGCGGUCCCAUCAUAGACCUGGUGGUGACUGCUGCCUUUGCCUUCCUGUGGCUUGUGUCCUCCUCAGCGUGGGGCAAAGGCCUGACUGAUGUCAAAUGGGCCACUAACCCUGAGCACCUAAUCGAGUCUUGCAGCAAUCAUUGUCAGGCAGGAGAAUUUCCGUCUAUGGGCCGCCUCAACGCCUCUGUGAUUUUUGGCUUUUUGAACUUGAUCCUGUGGGCAGGCAACUGCUGGUUCAUUUACAAGGAGACUCCUUUCCACAAAGAUCCCAACCCACCGGCCACCAUGGAGGAAGGAGGGGUCCCUGGGCCGUAGCCAGUUCACUGAGGCUCCUCAAGCAUAGCCCUGUACCCACAGCAGAGAUGCUUUGUGCCCAACACUGGUUCUAAUGUUAACCUGCAGAAACGGAAACAAAAGGAAAACAAUUGUCCCAAUACCCCCCAACCAUCAUCCUCAGCUAUUUCUACGGGUCUUCAGCUCAACUUAAUUUAGUCCCUAACAACUGAGCAACCUUUUGUUCUUUUUUUUCUUUUUAAUAAGCUGUCAUCAACUCCCAAUUCCCAUGUGCCUUGGAAACACUAAAUACAAAUACACACUAAAAUGCUUACACACUACGUACAAUAAGAGUUGCUGUGAAUGUAGAGUUUAAAUCUAUUAGGUGUUCAAAACAGCAGGCCUGCAGUGCAUUCGCUUCCACAUUAGCACAGUAUCCUCCCUUGAUGUUUGCCCUUCAGGGAACAUCUAGUGAUGAAAUUGUGAUGUAAGACACCAAGAUCCCCUCUCGCCUUCAGCAAGGGGGAAAAAAGGCAAGUUGAAAUCUAAUGACCCUCCCAACUGAGACGUGUUGUUAUAAGAACCAACAUCCAGAAGAAAACAUUUUUGGUGGAAACCAAUGCACCCGACUCAUUUUCUUUUGAGUCUAGUAAGGACCUGUUCUGUUUCUCGUUUUUCCAUUAUGUAAUCUGUACAGUGCUACAGUUCAGAUUCCAAAUACAGUAAUGCUAAAGAUCUCAGUUACUCAAUGUCAAUGUAAAUAAGUCAUAGCCUGAAGUUCAAGAUUUGUUGAAUGCUCCUUUUCCUCUAGUCAAAGGAAAACCUGAUAGCAGGAGCUUUAUUGUAUCAGUAGACUACUCUUUGAACUCUGCCUCCAAAGCAUCAGACCAUCUAAAGAUCAAACAUCCCCCAAUAUAUAUGUCACCCCUGCCCCCCCACUGAUGUUCUAAUCUCAUGAUAUACACUCAAUAACUACAUGAAUGUUCCAAUUUUAACACACUUUAAUUUUCUUGCACUUCACCGUUCAUCGCAAAAAGAAUACACACUGUAAGUAUAAAGACAAAAACUCACUACAAUCUACUGAACCUCUCUGUACUUCAAGUGGGGAAGCAGAGGCCUUUAUUUUGAAAGUGUUGUUUUGACUGAUAUUUCAGGUUGUGACAGCAUUGGCCACACGUGUUUAUUUUCAGCCUGUAUCCCGAACAAGGCCAGCUCUCUACAUGUUUACUCCAGUAGCUGUUGUACAUGGCUUCACAGUAUAAAUGACUGACGAGGCCAAACCAUGUUUAGUUCCUGUUUCAUCACAAUGUUACAUUUACAUUAGUCAAUAACACUAAGAUUCAUCCAUGUUCAAACCAUCUUGCAAAAGGUAACUUGCAGUUACAUUAUUUAUAUACAAUUCAUAUGUAUUUUUUUAUCUGCAUUAAUUGGUCCAUUGCAUAUUUUAAAGCCAUUGUUGGGUUUCUGUUUGUAUUUCCCUAUGGAAAAAAGUGUCCAUGUGCAGCUUUCCCUUUUUCUCUUUUUUUUUUGUAACUUUGUCAAAUUUGCUGUUAAAUUUGUUGUACCACUACAUAGCUUAAGGCUUAAUCUUGUGAUGAUAAAUAGUUCAAGUAACAGAAGUGGCAGAAUGUGGUUGCCAGUAAUCCUGCUGUAUUCCUUCAUGACUCCUGCCCAUUGUUCCAGCAUACAGUACAUGUAACUUGACAGCCGUUGCCAUACAUCAGAAGGUUUUGUAUUGAACUUGUACAGUUGUUCUGAGUCACUGUUGAUAACUGUCAAGACACUGACUUCUUGCAUUGCACUAAGAGAGAUCUAAUGUCUAUGAAGGAACUGUGCAUGAAUAGAUUUUGAUCAGAGUUAUUGGGCCAUCUGUGCAGCUUUUUUAUUUGAUAGCUGAAGCCUCUAUAGGUAAUAUAUGAGCAGCUGUUUGAGUCACUAUGAGUAAAGUAAUAUAUUUUCCACAUCAUAUUGAAAUGACAUAUAUAAUUAAGUUUCUUUAUCAAUUAUAAACAAGAAAUCAUAGUUCAAUUAGAGCACAGUCAUAUGUGGGAUGUUUAUGUAAUGGAUUGUUGACAUUGGACUUUUCAUUUAUGUAUUUUAUGCCAUUUUGUGCAGAAGGAAACAAUGGUCUGUCUGUAUUGACAUGUAAAACAUGAGAGCUGCAAAUGCUGGAUUCCGACUUUUCUUUAAAAUUAUAUUGCAAACUUGUUCACCACCUUGAUGAUUUAAAGUCACUAUGUGCAGAACCGUCAAGUUUUUUUUUUAGCAUCUUUUGAAUUGGUCUAAUAGUAUUGUUUUUUUGUCGAAAAAUGAAAGUUCUUCUUAAAAUCGAUGCAGUCUGCAUUA
Thunnus maccoyii (southern bluefin tuna) is the source of this 3245-nucleotide messenger RNA. RefSeq names its product synaptophysin-like 2a (gene sypl2a). The transcript is spliced from 6 exons. NCBI's taxonomy places the organism in Eukaryota, Metazoa, Chordata, Actinopteri, Scombriformes, Scombridae. The coding region runs from base 234 to 941 and encodes 235 amino acids. Gene Ontology annotation, cellular component: synaptic vesicle membrane; synaptic vesicle. The record is from RefSeq and is a predicted model, not a curated record.